Mugil cephalus (flathead mullet) is the source of this 2977-nucleotide messenger RNA. It is a transcript of the gene zfp64, whose product is annotated as zinc finger protein 64 homolog (mouse). Gene Ontology annotation, biological process: regulation of DNA-templated transcription. Lineage: Eukaryota; Metazoa; Chordata; Actinopteri; Mugiliformes; Mugilidae. The transcript is spliced from 6 exons. The record is from RefSeq and is a predicted model, not a curated record. Bases 194 to 2254 code for a protein of 686 amino acids. Gene Ontology annotation, molecular function: RNA polymerase II cis-regulatory region sequence-specific DNA binding; DNA-binding transcription factor activity, RNA polymerase II-specific.
CCUCGCGUAGCAUGUCGUAAAAUCUAGUGUAGUCACAGAAGUAUUUUUGUAUUGCCAUUGAUAUACAAGCCGCGAUAGAUUUUAACAGUUUAAAAUAUGUGAUAGUUUUACUGGCGGCAUUUGGACGCCACGAUGGACGCCGUGUAGGCCCAGAGGAGCCAAAAAAUGAGCUGAUCUCUAUCAAAACAAGAAGAUGGCAACAUACAACGCCGAAGGACAUUCUGUUGUGGUGGAGGUAAGCCCAGACAUCCAUAUCUGUGGCUUCUGCAAGCAGCAGUACAAUAACUAUGAGGUCUUUGUCGCUCACAAGCAAAAUGGAUGUUCUCUGCUCACCUCUGAUCCACCACCCACUACUACGACAGCUGCUCUCACGGAUUCCAGCACUGAGUUUGUUUUCGAGGAGACCUACCAGGCUUGUGUGAUGAGAGGUGUCAAAAAGAUCCUGACCAAAGCACAGAAAACGCCUUCCAAAAAACUAAAACCUGCCCUGACUUCAAAGAGACACAGCUGCUGUUUCUCAGGCUGCACUUUUAAAACUCAGUAUGGCCAAAAAGACAUGGAGCGGCACCUCAAAACCCACACCGGUGAGAAGCCGUUUGAAUGUGAGCUCUGCCACAAGCGCUUCAGUCGACGGGACAAGCUCAACAUGCACAGCCGCUCGCACACCGGCGAGAAGCCGCACAAAUGUAAACACUGUUCCUAUGCAGCAGCGGACAGCAGCAGCCUGAAGAAGCACCUGCGCAUCCACUAUGAUGAGCGGCCAUUUAAAUGCCAGAUUUGUCCUUACGCCAGCCGCAACUCCAGCCAGCUUACUGUGCAUCUCCGCUCCCACACAGGUGAUGCACCUUUCCAGUGCCAACAGUGUGACGCAAAGUUCAAAAUCAACUCAGACCUGAAGAGGCACAUCCGGAUUCACUCUGGGGAAAAGCCUUACAAGUGUGACUACUGCGAGUACCGCUGCGCUAUGAAAGGCAACCUGAAAUCACACAUUCAGAUCAAACACGGCACAGAGAACUCCUUUCACUGUUCGCACUGCGAUUUCAAGUGUUCCAACAAGACCGCUCUGCGGCAGCACUCGAGAGCACACCAGCCCACUCAGCCCAUUCAGUGUCCCAAGUGCACUUACUCCUGCUCCAGCAAGGGGGCGCUCAAAGUCCACGAGAGGAUCCACUCAGAGGAGCGCCCCUUUAAAUGUGACUUCUGCAACUUUGCCUCCAAGCAGCGCAGCAACCUCGUCAUCCACAAAAAGAAGUGCCACUCGGAUAAGCCUGAGAAAGGCAGCGGAGGGAAGGGUGGCAGGAGUGGUGGCAAGAGCGGAGGUGGCGACUCUCCGAAGCCUGUCAGCUCCCGGUAUCGGGCCAAACUAGAUGCGGCUCGCGCUUUCUGCUGCGACUCGUGCGACGCUUCGUUUGUGAGGGAGGACUCGCUGCGAAGCCACAAGAAGCAACACAGAGACAGUCAGAGUGUGUUGCAACUCCAGCUCUCCGCCACAGCAGAUGCAGUCAACUUGGUCCCUGUUACAGUGUCACAGAGCAACACCCAGCUCGAGGUUCCCAUGUCAUCUAGCUCAAUGGCUCCUUACAGUAACACAGAGCUCAAAAUCAUCGUGUCUCACCCGUUAGGCCACAGCAACACGUUAAUCCCGGCUGGUGGGGACGUUCAGAACAAGACCAACAUGGUCUUGCUUAGCCCAGAAAACCAGGACAUGGUCGUCAACUCUAUGAUCCAGCAGGUCAACCUGCUGGCGCCUAUGCAACCUCUCGGCUCGUCCCAAACCCCAGAAGGCGCCCUUGAAAGCCAGGCGGUCCUCUUGACGCAGCUCAGCCCCGAAGACGCCAACAACCCUCUCCACCAGGCCCUGCUGCAGACGGCUAUAACCGCUCAGGACUCCAGCAGCAACACACAAACCUUCAUCACAACCUGCUCCGAACUGGAAGGCCUCAACGCCUUGAUCCAGGAGGGCGGCACGGAAGUGACGGUGGUGACGGAAGGGAACGGCGCCUUGGUGGCCACGAGUACUUCACCUGACAUGGACAUGUCCAAGGCAGCAGGGACGGUGAUGGUCGAGGAGAGUGCCUUACCCUGCGAGGAAAGCGCGUUACUGGUUCCUAACAUCAGCCUGGGCGCCCAGAACGUGGUCAUCCAUGGCGUUCCACUAAUAGUGUCCACUUCACAGCAGCAGAGUGCAAUAGAGCAGCUCUCUCCUCACACACUGUACUCGGAUUCACACACACUGGAAGGAAUCCCUCAAUGAGCGGAGGGUGUUGUUUGUUUCUCCGAAACUGAAUAGACUAUAACUGCGUCAUAAGCUAUUUCUUUGCCCUUAAUUCACUCGCAGGUCUGAAGGUAACCACUGAAAUGACAAUGCUGUCGAUUAAAUAUUUUCAGAUUUUAAAAGUAUUCAUUACUGUAGUAGCACAAUUGUUUGAUCCUAAAUGGCGUUAGUUUAAUAUUCAGUAACUUUUAAAGAUGACGAUUAAUUCUUCUGGAUAUAAUUUCGUGCGCUUUAUUUUCAAGUGUCGCUUUUUGAGGGAUCUAAGUUAAAAGAGACACACCUUAUUUUAAAUAAUUGAGUUAUUUAGUUUAAAUAAGGUUUGUUUUUGGCAACAUCACGGCAAAAUAAAGGCAAAUAAAAUCUUAAACAACUGAACACAACUUGAAAUUGUAUGAAUAUAUUUGAGCCAUGCAUUUCCCACGUUUGCCCAUAAGGUGGCAGCAGAACGACGAGUAGACGGUGAAGUUUCCUCUGAAAUUGUCGAGUACUGCAGUCUUUGUAGUAUUGAUUAAACAUAUUCAGUACCUGUAGUUUCUGUUUUAUUUUUUUAAUUAAUAUUUUCAAGUCCUCAUUCUGAGUCUAUGAAGUAGAUGUCAAUUGUAGAAAACAUUCGGCUACAUAUCAAGGUCUUAGUCUCUAAAAGCCAAGUUGCGCUCUCAAUAGAUUUUUCAAUAAAGUGCCUGUUUUGCCUGUUGCUGUCUA